This is a messenger RNA of Rotaria socialis, 1692 nucleotides long. The record is from the annotation of a GenBank genome assembly. NCBI's taxonomy places the organism in Eukaryota, Metazoa, Rotifera, Eurotatoria, Philodinida, Philodinidae.
AUGUUACAGCGAUUGAUUUUUUCUCAAUUUUCUCAUUGUCGAUUUUUAUCAUCGGUACCUGCAUGGCGUGAAAAAAUUUCUCAGGGCCCUUCAUUAAAAUCUUUUAUUGAACAAACAGUGAAUCAAGCGCCUAGUGAACCAACAUUACCACCAUAUUUAACACAACAUAAUAUCGAUGAUUAUGAACCACUUGAUCCAUUGAAACAUCCGAAACGACGUGUUUAUUUCGAUGUAUACGGUUGUCAAAUGAAUGAUAAUGAUACUGAUAUCGCUUAUACAUUUUUGGAUAAACAUGGUGGUUAUGAACGUGUUAGCAACGAAGAUGAUGCUGAUAUUGUUUUAUUAAUGACAUGUAGUAUUCGUGAAGGUGCUGAACAAAAAAUUUGGAAAAAACUUCAAUCACUGGGAAAUAGAAAACGUACACGUUCCCCGUACGCUCCACCAUUUCAAAUAGGUGUACUUGGAUGCAUGGCUGAACGUUUAAAAGAGAAAUUAAUUGAACGUGAAAAGAUUGUCGAUGUGGUUUGUGGUCCAGAUGCCUAUCGGUCAUUACCUAAUCUUCUUGAUCAAACACUGUUAAUGUCUGAUCAAAAAGGAAUUAAUACCGUUUUGUCAUUAGACGAAACAUAUGCUGAUAUAACACCACUUCGAUUUGAUAUCAAUAAUCGACGAGCAUUUGUAUCGAUUAUGCGUGGAUGCAAUAAUAUGUGUACAUUUUGUAUCGUACCAUUUACACGUGGACGAGAACGAAGUAGACCUAUGAGCAGUAUUCUAGAUGAGCUUCGCUAUCUAGCUGAUCUUGGAAUAAAAGAUGUGACUUUACUGGGUCAAAAUGUGAAUAGUUAUUGUGAUAAAUCUGAAAUGAAUGUAUCGUUACAUACAACGAAAUCUUUAUCUCGAGGAUUUCGUGAAAAUUAUAAAACAAAUAUAGCCAAAGGCUCUAUUCGUUUUGCAACUCUACUUGAUCAAGCUUCACAAAUUUCACCGGAGCUUCGUAUACGUUUUACGUCACCACAUCCAAAAGAUUUUCCUGAUGAUUUAUUAUACGUAAUGCGUGAUCGUUCAAAUAUUUGUAAAUCCAUACAUCUGCCAUGUCAAAGUGGUAGUACACGUAUGCUGGAAUUAAUGCGACGUGGUUACACAAAAGAAUCUUAUUUAUUAUUAGUUGAACAUAUACGUUCGAUUAUGCCUGAUUUAUCUUUUUCGUCUGAUUUUAUUGCUGGUUUUUGUAGUGAAACUGACGAUGAUCAUCGUGAUACACUUGAUGUUAUUAAUCGUGUACGAUAUAAUUUUAUUUAUUCAUUUCCAUAUUCAAUGCGUGAAAAAACCAAAGCACAUUAUCAUUUAAAUGAUGAUAUUCCGCCGGAUAUAAAAUCACGUCGACAUUUAGAAAUUCAUGAAUUAUUUCGACAUCAUGCGCAUUUAAUUAAUCAGUCAUAUAUAGGUCAAACACAAUUAUGUCUCGUUGAAGGACCUAGUAAACGUUCGCCAGAUACUGAAGUCGCUGGAAGGAAUGAUUAUAAUACGAAAGUAAUAUUCUCUAAACAAUUAUCUGAAAGCAAUGAAAUAUUUCAACCGGGUGAUUAUGUUGAAGUUCGAAUUGAUUCAGCAACAUCGCAAUCAUUAAAGGGCACAGCGUUAAAACGAAGAACACUUGCAGAUUUUAAUUCGUUAAAAAAUACUUGUUGUUAG